AGGUAGGUAGUUGAUCUUCCUAGAUCACAAAACAUACUCUUUCUAUAGUGUCUAAUUAAAUAUUAUAAAAAAUGGGUAAAAAGAAAAAUAAAAAUAAAGUAAGCGGCGCCGUCAAAACCGCUAAUAAAACAGAGAAAAAAUUGGCAAAUAAACUUAAAAAGGAGCUAGCUAAUUUAGGAGAGGAAGAUAUUGCAAAAGUGAUAGCUGAAAUUGAGCGGGAAGAAGCCAAGCGUGCUGCAGCAUCAGAGAAAGCGUUGCCUAGUCCAUCAACCGCUAGAGCAUAUGCCUCCCUUACGCCUCACCCAACUAAUAAUGAAUUGAUUUUGUUUGGUGGUGAAUUUCAUAACGGAAAACAGACUGAAGUGUACAAUGAUCUGCUGUUCUUCAAUGCUGCAAACGGUACUUGGAAGCAAGUUAAAGCUCCAGGAUCUCCACCGCCAAGAAGUGCUCAUCAAGCUGUUGCUACUCCAGCUAAUAAAGGGGAAUUGUGGGUGUUUGGUGGAGAAUUCACAAGCCCUACUGAGACUCAAUUUCAUCACUAUAAAGAUUUAUGGUGUUUUUCACUAGCAGAGAAGAAGUGGGAAAAGGUUUUAGCUCCGAAUGGCCCAUCCGCUAGAUCCGGUCACCGCAUGGUGUUGAUGGGCCGGAAAUUGUUCGUUUUUGGAGGCUAUUGUGACGAUGGAAGAGAAUGUAAAUACUUUGAUGACUUGUACACAUUUUGUUUGGACACACGAGAAUGGACCAAGCUAACACCGAGCGGUAGAGGACCCACUGCGAGAUCUGCAUGUGUCAUGUUACCGGCCGGGAAUGAUUCUCUCGUGAUCUACGGCGGGUUCUCCCGCGUGCGCGAGGGCCGCAGCGAGCGCGCGCACACGCACGCGGACGUGUGGCGGCUGGCGGCGCGCGGCGCGGCGUGGGCGUGGCGCGCGGCGGGCGCGGGGGCGGCGCGCGCGGGGCAGGCCGGCGCCGUGCCCGCCAGCUGCGCGCGCGCCUACGUGUUCGGGGGCGUCGCCGAUGUCGAAGAAACGGAUGAAGAAUUACGUGGAGAAAUGAGCGAUGAAUUAAAAGUGUUAGACUUGGAAACGUGUCGCUGGCAUCCGGUCGUCCUGCGAGCAGACAAUACUGACGCUGGUGCAGCGAGCCCCGCGACAGUGGCGCCAGAGAAACCUAAGGAACAGGAAGAAAUCACAGUGGUAACGGACGAGGUGUUCAGCAUGCGCGUGUGCGCGCCGGCCCCCGAGGCCCCGCGCGCGGUGCGGCGCGACCGGGCGGGGCCCGCGGGGGGCCCUUGCGGCCGCAUGUCGGCGGCGCUGGCCGUGCAGCGCUCGCAGCUCUACGUGUACGGCGGCGUGCUAGAGCGGGACGACAAGCAGUUCUAUCUGGGGGACAUGUAUUCGCUCGAUUUGCACAAAUUAAAUGGAUGGAAGACAAUCAUCGAACAGCCACCGUUACCGGAUUGGCUCGGGUCUGAUUCUGAAGAAGAGUCGGGCUCGGAGAGUGAGACGGACGACAGCGAAGAAUCAGAGGUGGACUAGAAUAAAGAACAUUUACGUUACAAAUGUAACCGAUCAUUUUAAAUCUUAUCAAUUAAAAUAUAAAUAUAAGGAAUAAAUGGAGAAUAAUUACAAGCAUUUCUUAAU
Messenger RNA from Nymphalis io (European peacock), 1640 nucleotides. RefSeq names its product kelch domain-containing protein 4. The coding region runs from base 72 to 1535 and encodes 487 amino acids. The transcript is spliced from 9 exons. The record is from RefSeq and is a predicted model, not a curated record. Lineage: Eukaryota; Metazoa; Arthropoda; Insecta; Lepidoptera; Nymphalidae. Gene Ontology annotation, molecular function: protein binding.